AUGGAAAUCAAGGCUCAGGGAUCGACUCACGACGCACAAAGAGGGCCCCGCCAAAGGAAGAGCCAAGGGCGGGACGUGGAUAUUUCCAAGGCCCUGUCCAGGCUGCUGCGGCACCAGGCCGAGAAUGCGGGCAUCAACCUCGACAAGGAGGGAUUCGCGCCCCUGGACAAAGUGCUCCAAUGGGGCCCGCUGAAAGCCCUCGGCGUGUCCGUCGAGGAAGUCGAGGCCAUCGUCGAGACCAACGCCAAGAAGCGGUUCGCUCUCAAGCCCAUCGCCCAGGGAGACCCGGCCUCCCCCGCGAGCUACCUCAUCCGCGCCAACCAAGGGCACUCCCUCCAGGUCGACCCGGCGUCGCUGUUCCGCUCCAUUGCGCUGGGGGACGCUGAUUUCCCAGCCCGGGUCCUGCACGGCACCUACUUUGCGUUUUGGGACGACAUUGUCCGGUCGGGAGGGCUGAAGCCCAUGACCAGGGGCCACAUCCACUGCUCGGAGAAGACGCUCGAGGAAGGCGCCGUGAGCGGCAUGCGGGGGGACGCCGAGAUCCUCGUCGAGAUUGAUAUACAGGCGAGUCUGGAGGAGGGGGCGGCGUGGUGGAGGAGCGAAAACGGGGUGAUCCUGACGGAUGGGGGAAGCGAGGGGCUCCUGAGCACGCGCUUCUUCAAGAAGGUUACGGGGAGGAAAGCCGGCGUGGGUGUCUUGUGGGAGGAUGGCGAGAAGAGGGCGGAUUUGCCGGUCGGGUUGAAGAUGGUGGUGCCGGCCGGGAAGAGAGGUGCAAGGGGAAGAGUGAGAGGAAGGGGAAGGGGAAGAGGAGGGGGAAGGGGAGGAGGAGAGGAAAGGGGGGGGAGGGGGGGGACGGGGGGCGUUGUUUGA
Molecule: messenger RNA, 870 nt
Organism: Ustilaginoidea virens
Lineage: Eukaryota; Fungi; Ascomycota; Sordariomycetes; Hypocreales; Clavicipitaceae
Exons: 2
Coding region: 1-870 (289 amino acids)
Biological process (GO): tRNA splicing, via endonucleolytic cleavage and ligation
Molecular function (GO): tRNA 2'-phosphotransferase activity
Source: RefSeq, a predicted model, not a curated record